AUGCCUUCGACUGAGUAUACGGCGGAAUCGGCAGCGCUCGCUGCAGCUCGGUCAGACAUGGCAAGACUCAUCGCCGACCUACAAGAGCUGCAAGACAGGGUUAUUGCCAUAAAUGCUCAACUCCCCUGCUCCAGCCAAACCGAUUCUGAACUCUCUGCAAACAAUCGCGACACCACGAAUGACUGUCUGUCACACGGCUUCAACACACAAGUCAUGCAACGUCCUGGCGUUGGGAUAAACAUCACUCCUAACCCUCCACGCAGCUUCUUCUCCUCAGACUCCAGCACACCUGCCACCUGCACCCCAACCAGGAAUAUGGCAGUCUGGAACACACCAAGUGCUCCCUCCAGCCUCGACAGCCCUUUCGGCCCCUCCAGCACCAACCCUGGUCUCCCGGCAAACGCUCGGAUAUGGAACAGCCCCUCCACUCCUCUCCACUCCCCCCACUCCUUCAACUUCAACGACCUCUUCACCUCCUACGACACCCCCACUCCUACUCAUAUCGUGCAAACGACCCCCAUAGCCGCAAAACAUGCUCUCUGCCCUGUUCAGUCGCAAUUCGAAGACAAUAAAUCACGGCCCGUUCCUAUUACCAGACGUAACCUCCUUCCCGCGUAUUCAACACCCAAACACCUGAAACGGGACAUCGAGUGCGUCAAGAGCACAGCGGGUCCAAGCACUUGUGAGGAGGGGUCGGUGCUAAUACAGGUGCGCAAGGGGGUCCAGGUUGUUGUGGUCAAUGUGUAG
Molecule: messenger RNA, 747 nt
Organism: Plenodomus lingam JN3
Lineage: Eukaryota; Fungi; Ascomycota; Dothideomycetes; Pleosporales; Leptosphaeriaceae
Source: RefSeq, a predicted model, not a curated record